This is a messenger RNA of Prorocentrum cordatum, 708 nucleotides long. NCBI's taxonomy places the organism in Eukaryota, Dinophyceae, Prorocentrales, Prorocentraceae. The record is from the annotation of a GenBank genome assembly.
UUCUGGCCAAAAGCGUCUCUAUGGAAACAUUGGGUGCCGUGACGUCUAUGGACGCAUUGGGGGUAGAUGCGUCCAUGGACAACUCGGCCGCUGCGUUUGGCGCAGUGCAGAUAGAUGGUCGGAGAAAGGGUCGACCCGUCCACGGUAUGUUCCUGAUCUAGAGCAGGCCCCACAUUGUGUUCCAAGACGAAAGGACUGGAGGAUGGGAGGACCAGCGGGGCCGUCCCCCAUUGGGCCAUAGUCGGAAGCUCAGGACCAAGAUGGAGUUCAUGCCUGCGCAGUUGUUUUCGCGGGACCUGGACACGGGGCAGGUGCGAGGUGGAUUGAGUUCAACAAGGGCGACAAGGCGCCGCGGCGGCCGCGGGGGCGCGCGCUUCGCGGCGGCGUCGGGCGGCUUCCGCUGGCGCGCUGGAGCGGGCCGCCUGGUGGAAGAGGACGACGCGGAAAAGGGAGCGCGCACCAGCCGCAGGACCGACGAGGGCAGCGGCCCGAGGCCUCCAAGAUCGAGGCGGCGAGGCGGCGGGAAGACGAGCGCGGAGGAGGCCUCGUGGAGCUCUGCAGCGACGGUUUCGGGCGUCUCGCGGACAAAUGGUGCGGAGCGCGCCGCCCUCGCCGCCCGCCGCGGGCGGAGCCCGCCGCCUCGCUGGCCGCUGGGCCAGCGAGCACCCCGGCGUGGGUGCGGGCAGUAGUUCUGCACGAGCGAGAUGG